Molecule: messenger RNA, 1179 nt
Organism: Macroventuria anomochaeta
Lineage: Eukaryota; Fungi; Ascomycota; Dothideomycetes; Pleosporales; Didymellaceae
Product: Methylthioribose-1-phosphate isomerase
Exons: 2
Coding region: 1-1179 (392 amino acids)
Molecular function (GO): S-methyl-5-thioribose-1-phosphate isomerase activity
Source: RefSeq, a predicted model, not a curated record
AUGGUGCUCCAAGCGAUCAAGUACACGCGGGGUCAGCUCGAAAUUCUCGACCAGCUUAAGCUGCCUCAUGCCGAAGGGUAUGAUCACAUCUACUCCAGCACCGAUGCAUGGCAUGCCAUCAAAGAGAUGCGAACUCGAGGAGCACCCGCGAUUGCCAUUGUUGCUGCUCUUGCUUUGGCUGUCGAACUCACAAACAUGAAGCUCUCGUCGGUGGCGGAGGAGGUACAAGUUUUCAUCACGGAAAAGUUGGACUACCUGGUCACAAGCCGACCAACUGCUGUGAACCUUGCAGAUGCGGCAGGGAAGUUGAGGAAGAUUACUGAAGACGCUGCUAAGAAAGAGGGAGCCAGUGGAGAUUUUGUGAGGGAGGCGUAUGUCAAAGCUGCAGAGCAGAUGCUCGUCGAUGAUGUGAGCGACAACGAGAACAUUGGCAAGCACGGCGCAGAGUGGAUUGUGAAGAACACAGAAGCUGGCAAGAAAGGGCCAGUAAGCAUGUUGACGCAUUGCAACACUGGGUCACUUGCAACUGCAGGGUACGGAACUGCUCUGGGUGUCAUCCGGUCGCUGCACUCCAGUGGGUCACUGAAGCAUGCAUUCUGCUCAGAAACCCGUCCAUACAACCAAGGUUCGAGGCUGACUGCUUUCGAACUGGUACAUGACCAGAUACCGGCCACCUUGGUCACUGACUCCAUGGCAGCGGCCCUGCUUCGACUCAGAGGCGGCAGCGAGAACAUUGCUGGCAUCGUUGUCGGUGCCGAUCGUGUUGCUGCGAACGGUGACACUGCGAACAAGAUUGGUACUUACUCUUUGGCUAUCCUUGCGAAACACCAUGGAGUCAAGUUCCUUGUCGCUGCACCAAGAACGACUAUCGACCUGAAGACCAAAUCUGGAGCAGACAUCGUCAUCGAGGAGCGAGCCGGCAAGGAAGUGACUCUGAUCAAGGGACCUCGCCAUGAUGGCGUCAACUUGGAUCUCGCAGUAGUGGAGACUGUCAGCAUUGCAGCGAACGGCAUUAACGUAUGGAACCCUGCGUUCGAUGUUACCCCUGCCGAGCUCAUUGAUGGUAUCAUCACCGAGGUGGGCGUAUUCGAGAAGGACAGCGAAGGCAUUUUCCAUUUGGAGGAGGCUUUCCAGGCCAAGGGUUCAGAGGUGAAGCCCUCGACGAUUGGAGGCUUGUAG